UAUAAUUUUUUCUUGUUUUAGAGUGCAGUAUCAUCGGGUCCUAGUCAAUCAUCUUCUCCACCUACGACGAUGGCAGUCACAUCUUCAGCACCUACACCUGGAAGUCCUCCAUCUCAACGUUGUUGCGAUACCGGAAGACCAAUUUUUACGGAUCCUAUAACUGGUCAAACCGUGUGUUCAUGUCAGUACGAAUUAUUGGGUUAUCAAAGAUUAGGAGGAAUGCCUGGAUUACCAGCUCUAUCUAUGUAUAGUGCCCCUUACCCCGAAGGAAUUUCGGCGUAUUUUCCCGCCUUAGGAGCCGACCAAGCACCUUUUUAUUCCCCUCCGGGUGCUGGUUUGGAUCUAAAAGAAAAUUUAGCGGGGACGCCGGCGUGGCCAUAUCCUUCAGUAUAUCAUCCCUACGAUACCGCUUUUGCUGGUUAUCCAUUCAAUGGCUACGGUAUGGACCUCAACGGUGCGAGAAGAAAAAAUGCUACGAGGGAAACCACCAGUACUCUCAAAGCAUGGCUCAACGAGCACAAGAAAAAUCCAUAUCCUACCAAAGGAGAAAAAAUUAUGCUAGCUAUUAUUACCAAAAUGACUUUAACGCAAGUAUCCACGUGGUUUGCGAAUGCAAGGCGGAGGCUUAAGAAAGAAAAUAAGAUGACGUGGGAACCUAGAAACAGAGUUGAAGAUGAAGACAAUAACAACGAAGAUGAUGAUCAUAAGAGUACUGAUGGAAAAGAUAUUCUUGAUUCCAAAGAUUCUGGUACAGCAUCCAGCGAAGACGGUGAUAGACCAUCAAACCCUCGUUUAGGUCCUGACACCAGUAGCGAAUGGAGCGAAUCAAGACCAGAUAGCGGUCCAGAUAGCCCUGAAUGUUUGUAUGAUAGAAACCAUCCAGCUUACUUGCCCCAAAGAUCAUCCGGAUCACCUCCACCAAUUUCCGGAUCAUCAUCCUCCAAGCCGAGGAUUUGGUCCUUAGCAGACAUGGCCAGUAAAGAGAGUGAGACUACCACUCCUACUUCUCUAGCAUCGUUUUAUUCAUCACCGGCUGCAAGGUUGGUUCCACCUCUUGGUAGUCGACUGCCUCCUCCGACUUUACACACUGGUCCGUACGCGAGACCUCCGGAUCUUUAUAAGAUUUAUGGUCCGGCGGUUGCUCAGCAUAUAGCGGCUAGUGCAGCUAGUGGAACUCCACCGGACGUCUCUCUUUUGGAGACGUAUUCUCGAUUACCUGGAGCUAGUUUAAUGACGGCCAAUCCGGGAGGAUUGAAAAGCACGGCGACGUCGAGUUCCGGUUCCAGUGGGGCACCUCUUCUACCGUUGGGUUUGACGACGACGUCGAAUUCUUCGAGGAUGUCACCGUCGUCGACGUCCUCGAUAUCGUCCGGUUCUGAGACGCCCCACAAACCGGUUGCUCUGAACAAAGCUUGACUGCCGGUGACCUUGUGGAACUGAUCUACCUCCGCUGGCGUGUGUGGACAAUAAUAAUUGCCUUCGCGGCUCUGAAACUGAUGUGUUGGCACCAUUUCCCCCUGUUUAGUAGUGUGGUGUACAGUAAAUGUGAUAUAUAACACCGUUUUGGUUCCUUAAGUUACGGCGCUCCAAGGAAGCCGACGGCGAGAGGACGUUGCCCAACAUUUCCCAUUCGUUUGUUUGCUCUUUGUCUUUAGUGUACAUAAAAUUUAUAAAUACUAUAUUAUACAAAAUGAUGGAUAACUAAAGUUUUCUCGGCGGUAUAAAAAUCCUGUAUAUGUAUGUAUAUGUAAAUUAGAUUGUAGCAACUUAAGAAAAAAAUCUUUGUUAUUAUUAUUAUUAUAUUAUUGCUAUGAUAUAAUAAACUAAUUGUAUCACUAUAAGAACAAUAUACAUGAUAAUAAAAUACGUGGAAAAUAGAGAUCGUACUGAGAAAUUAUAUCAAAAAAAAAUAAAUAAAAAUAAUAAAACGUGGCACACGACUACAUAUUAAUAUAUUUACGUAUUAAUUAUUAUUAUAAACUAAUAACCGUACUUGUUUCAAUCAACAAUUUAUUGUUUCGUUUUUCUUCGAAUUUUCUUGUGUUCCUCCCAUAUAAAAAACGAUAACGACAUAUCACGUUUAAAAGAAACAUACCGAUGGGCAGAUGUGUACGUUUAUAGUGUAUAGAAUGCUGCGGUUCGUGUGUUAAAAAAAAGAAGAAGCUGCAAUAAAGUGAUUCGUUCAUUACAAUG
Onthophagus taurus is the source of this 2193-nucleotide messenger RNA. The record is from RefSeq and is a predicted model, not a curated record. Lineage: Eukaryota; Metazoa; Arthropoda; Insecta; Coleoptera; Scarabaeidae.